UGCUUGGAAAUGUUGUUUUUUCAGUUUAAGAGUUUUCAGUUGAAAGUUUGCUUUGCUGAGACUAACAUUACUAUCUUGUAUCAGAUUUUCAUUUAUCUGGUCGCCAUGAUUACAUUAACUGUAACUUAUUUGUAAAUAUAACAGCAAUUAAUUUAAUUAUGGACAACCCAAAAACUUGGUGUGAUUACAAUGAAAAGUAAAUUGUCUUUCUAUUGAACAAGUUAACCAUUUUUACCUUCAACUUAACUGACAACCAGAAAAAAAGUGAAACCAGAAAUCAAAAUAUCAAAUCAACAUUUCUUUUCCAAUGACUAAUAGUGUGAAAUUACCUUCUAACCAGCAACUGUUUGGAUUAAAUAUGGCUACUAAUGUUUUGUUAAUCAAAUUUUGUGACCAACAUUUGGAUUAAUUGAAUGUUAUUAUCAACUGUUCAAAAGUCAACCCAAAAAUAAACCGUAAACCUAACCGUCUGUGAUAUAAUUUAACCAGUUUUUGUCAACUUGCAAUGAAAAUGUUUGGGUCAUCGAUAUUGGAUUUUAAAUUAGCUUUUUUUACUUGCCAAAUUUUUGUGACUCUAUGUUGUGGUCAACAAAUGGACACUUUUACCUCACCGGAUAUACUUCAUUAUGCCCAGAUUUUAGUUGAACCCUCACAAAGUCACCUAAUUAUUGGUGCAAGAGACACAAUCAUUCGAUUAGAAACAAACCAUUUAAAUAUAACGAAUGACAACAUAAUAAACUGGCCUGCCAAUGGAGAUGCUAUUCGGGCAUGUCGAAUGAAAGGUCAAUCGGAAUCGCUUUGCCGUAAUUAUGUCAAAGUGCUGUUGGGCAAAAACACAACCGAAGUCAAUUCAACCCUUGCCGAGGGUGAUUCAGUCAACAUUUUUGUCUGUGGAACCAACGCUUUCAAGCCAGUUUGUUCAUGGAGAAAAUCUGAUUCUCUGAACACGAUUGAAAGUGAAGAAGAUGCAAGUGGCAAAUGUCCGUACAAUCCUUCAUGGAAUACAACUUCGCUCUUUACAAGUCGAGGAAUUUACUUCUAUUUUGGACCAAUGGAUUCUCAGGGUCAUGAUAAUGCAGUUUUACGAUCUAAACCUUCCAAAUCAUCGACUAAAUGGGCACGAACCAUUGCCGCUGAUACUCGAUUCAUUAACCAUGAUGCUUCAUUUAUAACAUCAUUUGAAAAGGAUGACUUUGUUUACUUCAUUUUCAGGGAAUCAGCCAUUGAAUACAUGAACUGCGGUAAAACGGUUUACUCUCGAAUCGGUCGCCUCUGCAUUGGUGACAAGGGAGAGAGACGCUCAUCGGGACGCUAUUUAACCACAUUUGUCAAAACUCGAUUAAACUGUUCGCUUCCAGGCCAGUUUCCAUUUUACUUUGACGAAAUCCAGUCAGCCUUUUACACCAAUGGAACCAUUUACGGAGUCUUUUCAACACCAGAAAACAGUAUUCAUGGUUCCGCCAUUUGUGCCUUUACCAUAAGUGCAGUUGAGAAUGCAUUUCAAGGGCCUUUCAAACACCAAGACACACCAGGAUCAAUGUACAAACCUGAACAUAACAAAGAUGUUGCCUCACAAUUUUCAUGUAAUUCAAAUUCUGGUAAAACGGAUCAGAUUCGUAACCAAGCUGGAUAUCAGUUGAUGGAUCGUUCCGUUGGAACAUCAGAGGGUCGACCAUUGUUGAUUGAAAAGGCUCGAUUAACGCGCAUCGUUGUGGACUCUAUAUCAACCCUGCAUUACUCUCAAGUUACAGUUAUGUUUGUAUUGACAAACGGAUCUCGUUUACGUCGCUAUGUUGUCUGGCCUGGAUCAUUGAAAGCUUGUUUCAUUUCUGAAUGGAAUUUAGAUUUACAGACAAAUGAUUCGGUUCUUUCCAUAGCAAUGGUUCAAUCGGCACAUUCAAUUUAUUUAGGAACAGUUAAAUCACUGAAAAAAUUGUCGAUGUCCAAUUGUGAUGAUCAUUUAACAAGAGCUUCUUGCUUGACUUCAGGAGACCCUUAUUGUGCUUGGAACAAGAUUGAAAAUAUUUGUACUCGCUUUAACCUUUCCUCAUCUCCUGAUAUUUGGGAUCAAAAUGAAGAUGUAAUUUGUACUGAAAGAACGAAGAUUGUCGAUUGGUCACCUUGGUCUGAUUGGAGAUUUUGUUCUCGAAUAGUAAACGCAAAUGAAACCUCACAAUGUCAGUGUCGAUCUCGAUCUUGUCUAACUUUAGCUUGCACUGAACCUGAUGAGGUUGAGGUAGCCAAUUGUACCGUCAAUGGAGGAUGGACAGCCUGGUCUCCUUGGACUCAAUGUACCACCUCUUGUGGAUCAGAUGGAACCAAAACACGAUCCAGAAGUUGUACCAAUCCAAGCCCUCAAUAUGGUGGGUUACCCUGUGUUGGAGCUUCCUUCGAGAAAAUAAAGUGUCUUGACAAUCCUCCCUGUACAACCACCACCACUUCAACAACAACACCAGUGUCUACUUAUGAUGCCGAUGGAGAGGACAAUGGAUGGUCUUCUUUCUCUGAUUGGGAAGAGUGUCCAGUUAAAUGUGGCGGAGGUGUUCAAGUACGUCGUCGUACUUGCUCAGAUAUGAAUCCUGUUGGUAACCGUUGUCGAGGUUGUGACAUGGAAUGGAGACUUUGCAACACAGAGCCAUGUAAAGAAGUACGUCGAACCUUUGAGACACCUUGGUAUCGAGUCAAUUUCACAGCUGAUGGAUCGGGUGCAAUCGAGGAAAGACUCAAAGUUACUUGUAAAGCGUUCAAUUUGGCCGAGGAAACAGAUCUUGCCUUGACUCCUAGGCGUGAAGAGCGAACCAGUCCUCUGAGUUGGUCUGAAUGUUCAGUUAAAUGUGGCAAAGGAGUUCAAUUCAUGUACACUGGAUCAAUCUAUUUGAAGCGAGCUUGUGAUACCAAAGUUGAUUGUAUUGGCUGGUCAUCUUGGUCUAAAUGGUCAAAUUGUAUUAAUGGAGAAAGAGUUAGAUUUAGAUCGUGUAAAAAGGAGAAAUGUGAAGGUUCAGAAGAGGAAAGGAUUCCUUGUUCAUUCAGUUCAGGUGGACCUGUUUUGAAUAAGGGAUUAAAUUCAGUUGGAGAUGAUUAUUCUUCCGAGCCAAUUGAUAAUGAUUUGUCAUCUAAUCAAGGAAAAGGAAUGAUUGAACCAGGAACAAUUGGAGAUGAAGAACCAGCUUAUCGUCUAUCAGGAUUUCCCUCUGUUUCAGAUUCAACUUCAUCUUUAAUUGAAGAUCCAAAUGGCUUUGUUAAUAAUGUUAAUAGCCGUGGUUGGUCAACUGGAAAUUUAAUUUUAUUUGCCUGUUGUGCCUUCAUUGUGGGCAUUUUAUUUGGUACACUUAUAACUUAUUCAAUUAUGAGGAGAACACUUAAGGAUUCAGAUAAUUCCAAAUUAAGUCUUAAACUGUUUACAUCGCAAAAUACAAAUGAUAAAACAUGUAAUCCGUAUGUAACGGCAGAUCACUUCAGGAUCUCUAAUCUUAAUCCAUCUUCAUCUGCCUCAACUUGCCUGUUAAAUGGUGUUGGUCGUCCCUCUUCAUUAACAUCAGCAUCUUCACCAAUGCUUAACUAUAGUCCAACAAGGGAAGCAACUGUGAAAAGAGCUUCAACAAUUAGAGCUAAAUUAAAUUCAGAUCAAAACUUUUAAAACCUCCCAGAGCAACUACAAAAACAAUCAAUCGAGCUGCAUCAUUGUCAUUUAUAAAUAACCAUUAAUACAUCACCAUCAUUGCCAUCAUCAUCACAUUUUUCACAUUAUCCCAAAAAAACUCAUUGAUCAUCAUGAACCAAGCUUUGUACAUAUCAAGAGUCGAUUUUUUAUUCCUAAAAUCAAUUAUUAUUACAUUUAAUAUUAUCAUAGAAUGUCAAAAAUUUAAACUAUCAUGAAAAAAAAGAAACAUCUUCGGUUCAUUUUCAAUGGUUCCAUGGCCAUUGAACAAGUAUCAAUUGAAUCAUCAUUUGUAGACUAAAUUUUAUCACCAAUACAGUAAAGUACUCGUUUAAGGCAACUUUUUACUUUUCAUUCAGGGCAAUCUUCACUUUCGCCCUCUAAUUUACAUAUUUGUUGAAUACUAGCUGAAACGCCCAAGUCACUCGAUGGCUACUGAGAAAAAAAUUGCCUCAAUUGAGUACUUUACUGGACUGUACUGCCAAUUUUUGCCUGUAAUUUUGACACUCUUUACAUGUAUACACAACGAUACUCGAUGUUAUCAUUUCAAUAAAUAAACUGAACCAGAUGUAAUAUUUGAGAAAA
Tetranychus urticae (two-spotted spider mite) is the source of this 4243-nucleotide messenger RNA. RefSeq names its product semaphorin 5c-like. Gene Ontology annotation, biological process: axon guidance; neural crest cell migration; positive regulation of cell migration. The record is from RefSeq and is a predicted model, not a curated record. Gene Ontology annotation, cellular component: plasma membrane. NCBI's taxonomy places the organism in Eukaryota, Metazoa, Arthropoda, Arachnida, Trombidiformes, Tetranychidae. Gene Ontology annotation, molecular function: chemorepellent activity; semaphorin receptor binding.